This is a messenger RNA of Acomys russatus (golden spiny mouse), 1617 nucleotides long. RefSeq names its product complexin 1 (gene Cplx1). Gene Ontology annotation, biological process: neurotransmitter transport; regulation of neurotransmitter secretion; synaptic vesicle exocytosis. Lineage: Eukaryota; Metazoa; Chordata; Mammalia; Rodentia; Muridae. The record is from RefSeq and is a predicted model, not a curated record. Gene Ontology annotation, cellular component: SNARE complex; terminal bouton. The transcript is spliced from 4 exons. The coding region runs from base 199 to 603 and encodes 134 amino acids. Gene Ontology annotation, molecular function: syntaxin binding.
CGGGCGGGGGCGCCUCUGAGUGACGCGCCCUCCUCGCGGUGCCCUUCAGCCGCCGCAGCAGCACAGAGCGCCACAUGGACCCCGCCGGCCCGAGAGCGCGCUGCUGCUGAUCAUCCACCCUGGAAGGCAGAGGACUCUGACCACACUUGAAUGUGAGAUCUGACCCCGGAGUGGCUCCCGAGGAACCAACCUAUCGUCAUGGAGUUCGUCAUGAAACAAGCCCUGGGAGGGGCCACUAAGGACAUGGGGAAGAUGCUUGGGGGUGAUGAGGAGAAGGACCCCGAUGCCGCCAAGAAAGAGGAGGAGCGGCAGGAGGCGCUGCGGCAGGCAGAGGAGGAGCGCAAAGCGAAGUACGCCAAGAUGGAGGCGGAGCGCGAGGUCAUGCGGCAGGGCAUACGAGACAAGUACGGCAUCAAGAAGAAGGAGGAGCGUGAGGCUGAGGCCCAGGCAGCCAUGGAGGCCAACUCGGAAGGCAGCCUGACUCGACCCAAGAAGGCGAUUCCACCAGGCUGUGGGGAUGAGCCAGAGGAGGAAGACGAAAGCAUCCUAGACACUGUCAUCAAGUACCUGCCUGGGCCGCUGCAGGACAUGUUCAAGAAGUAAUGGUACUGAAUCAUAACCACCAGGAGCCCCGCCCACUGUACAGACCCCUCCCCCGCGAGUCUCCCUCCCCCACAAGGGAUGUUGGGAGCAGAUGCAGCCCCCCUCCCCCUGCAAAAAAAAAAAAAAAAAAUAAGCCAUAGUCCUAGAUCUAUCCUGCCCAUAUCCCCCCUCAUGCCUCGGGAGCCUCUGGCCACCCCUCCCCGCACUGCCAUCACUGACCCCACCAGGCAAGGGUGUGACCCUCAGGCCCCUGUGCUGUGCAUCCUUGCCAUUGGGUGGCUGGCCCCUUUCCUUACUAACCCUGAGUUCACCAUUCCCACUGAGCCUGCCCCAAGGUCAGGCCCCGAGGGCCAGCCCUGACCACCCCUGGAUGGGUGGCCACCGGUCAGGGCCUAAACUCAGGAGCACAGCCAUAGUCGGGUGGGACUUGGGGAAUGAGCAGUGGGUGCUUGGGGGGCCCCCAGCCCUUCCCCCGAGCCCAUUGCCCCAGUUUCUGGGCUUGUUAGACCUGCUGGACCAUUCGCUCUGUCUUCCUGUCUGUGCGCUACCACCGUAGUCUUUCACCGGCAGCCCUUGCCUACUUUGUCCAGCUGUCUCUCUCUCUGUCUCUCUGUCGCUCUGCAAGUUUUGGCUUUUUAAGGAUGCCACAGCCAGAGGAAACAGCAAUAGAUUGGGAGCGGGUGGUCUCAGACACACGUGGAGUCCCUCGACAGCCUCUGCAAUGCACACGUUCCAGGGCCCCAUCUUUCCCUGAUCCCCACCGCGCUCUCUCUCUCUCUUCAUGGAGGGCAGACAGCCUCCUAGGGAACUCUUGGCUUUAUUUACCACGGGGCACCUACCUUCAAAAUGCCUGACUUCCUAAAAAGUCCGAGGCUUUCUGGGGAUCCGUGUGCAGAGCAGCAGACCGAGGGCCACGGGGACCAGGUGUCCCAUCCUCUCUGCUCCUCCUCCUCCUCUGAAGGGCUGACAGUGGCCGGUGAAUGCAAGCUCCUGGCCUUGGGCUGUGCUGUUCUG